Drosophila miranda is the source of this 4144-nucleotide messenger RNA. Its product is annotated as lateral signaling target protein 2 homolog. Bases 792 to 3887 code for a protein of 1031 amino acids. The record is from RefSeq and is a predicted model, not a curated record. The transcript is spliced from 5 exons. Gene Ontology annotation, molecular function: metal ion binding. Lineage: Eukaryota; Metazoa; Arthropoda; Insecta; Diptera; Drosophilidae. Gene Ontology annotation, cellular component: early endosome membrane.
UCUUCUUUGUGUUUUUGUUUCGUUCCUCGACAUGGGCAUUCGCAUUCGAAAAAAAAACUUUAAACUAAACGGACGACGCCGCUGACGACGGAAACGGCAAGGGCGGAUGAGUGUUGCGCGAGUUUAAUGGUUUUUUCGCUCCCGAAAAGCCAGUUUCUCCACAUUUCGUUAAAUAUAUUUAAGAAUUUUUAACCAAAAUCGACGCAAUUUCCGCCUGGAGAAAUGCAGUUGCAAGUGUAAUGUGCGGGAGUGGUGUGGAAUAAGGAAUAAGCGAGCAGGAAAAAGUCACGCGUGUGAUGUGUUGUUGUGGCUGCUACGAAUCGAAAAAAAAGUCAAAUCCAAAAGGCAAAGUGCAAAAGGCAGUCAAAAAUUAACACCAGACAAGUCGUACAACUAGGCAUGAGACAAACCCAGAAUUUCGGAAAAAAAUUAUAAAAGGUGUUAAGUGAAAUAAUGUGCAUUUAGAGGUGGAAUCGCGACGCAAAAGGCCCAAAGCAGCGCCAGCAGGCAGCAGCAGUUGCUAAACAUAUUGAACGUAGUGUGGCCAAGGCAGUAGAAGUAGUGCCGUUGUUGUUGGUCGUGUGUAUUUCUUUGUUUUGUUUGGUUUUCGUGUUCCCCCGCUCCAUAUCUUCUGUCGCGCUGACACUCGUUCGCUGCUGAGUGUUGGUGCGUGCGUGUGCAAGUGUGCAAGGACAACAAAAACGCACUUCAUUGGAAGAGGAAGCGAUUGAGAGCAUCAACAGCUGUGGCGGCGCUGCAACUGCAUCGCUCCUACAACCACAACAACAACGAUGGACACAUUUCGCAAGUGGCUGAACAAACCCAAGGCCGAUGACAAGUCGCUGCUGGCGCGCUUUUUCCAUGCCGAUCGAUCGCUGACGGCGGUGGCCAGCGAACUGGACAGCUUCGAUGGACGGGCAGAGCCGGAUCGAUGCUCCCGAUUGGUCAGCAGACUGCGACAGAAUCAGGACAAGGUGCUGUCGAUCACGAAUCUGAUUAUGGAGGAGCUGCUCGGCGAGGAUCGUGAUCCGCGCGCAUUUCGCGCCAAGUUUCCCGAGGAAGUGCUGCAGGAGAAUCUAGCCGGACAGCUGUGGUUCGGCGCCGAGUGCCUGGCGGCCGGCUCUUCGAUCAUGAAUCGUGAGGUGGAGAGCAAGGAGAUGCGACCUCUGGCCCAGGCCGUCACCAAGAGUCUGGGCAAUGUGCGGGUCCUCCUCAGAGAUCAAUGCCUGCGGAAUAAUGUCCCCAACAGCAAGACCCUCCAUCUGGACCUCAACGACUACACCACCGAGCAGCUGUACGAAAGCCUGAAGAUCUUCGAUCGCCUCUUUGCCGAGUUCGAGCUGAGCUACGUGAGCGCCAUGGUGCAGGUGAAAUCCCGUCACGAGUACGAGAUGCAGCAGUGGAUCGGUGUCCUCUUCUCGGAGACGCUGCAGCGUGCCCUGAAGAUCGGUCUGCUCGAUCAGGAUAUGGUGGAUGCCUUCGAUCCGGGUCUGAUGUUCUCCAUUCCACGUCUGGCCAUUGUGGCCGGGCUUGUGGUCUAUGCCAAGGGGCCGCUCGAUAUGGAUAUGCCGGGGGAUCAGCUGUCGGAGAUGUUUCGUCCGUUUCGCACGAUCCUGAUCAAGAUACGGGAUCUCCUGAGGAACCUCAACAACCAGGAGCUCUAUCAAUUGGAGAAACUCUUGUGCACCAAUGAGGAUAUCAACACAAAGGUGCCUGUGGGCUCCAGCAGCAUAGAGGCACCCACUCCAGAGCAUAGCUCCACUCCGACAACGAGCAGCAACAAUAACAACAACAACAAGAGCAGCAGCAGCAGCAGCAGUGGCACUGGCACUGGCCCUGGCAGUGGUGCUGGAACUGUGGAGCGACUGGUAGAUCAGCGGAAUAACAACAACAAUCAGCAGAAUAGCAACGAAUCAACGACGUUGCCGCCACGCUCUCCGUCCAUGUUGUCGCUAUCGGCCAGCAGUACGCCCACAGCAUCGCCGGCACCAUCGCCAACGCCCUCGCAUUCGAUUGCCUCCACGACAUCGUCGGCGGCCAGCAGCAACUCUACACAUCCCCCAGCCGAUUGGUCAGACGGCGAUGACGAAGAUGAGGAUGAGGAGGAGGACGAACUGGAGGAUACAGAGGAUGAUACAGAUGAGGAGCAGCUGCUCAAAGACAUUGUGGCCGCGGAUUGUGCCUCUGGGUAUCUUAUACCCAACACGAAUCUGGGAAAUCUACUGCAACCGCAACAGGUUCCACUCACGGAUAACUUCGUGGCCAGCGAAGAUGAUGAUGAGUACGGAACGGGGGACCAGCAGCAAGAGCAGCAGCAGCAGCAAGAGCAGCAGCAGCAGCAGCAGCAGCAAGAGCAGCAGCAGCAGCAGCAGCAGCAGCAGCAGCAGCAGCAGCAGCAGCAGCAGGGUCACAGAAAGGAGGACGAGGAGGAGCCCAGUACGAGCGCUGCAUUGCAGCGGCUGCGUAUAGCCAGCAGCGAUGACAGCGAACCACACAGAGACCAAGGAGAGACAAUCAAAUCGACAGAGGAACAGGAACAGCAGCAGCAGCAGGAACAGCAGACCCUCCAGAGCAGCCGCCAACGGCAUAGUCACAGUCACAGUCACAGUCAUCGCCAUCAUCAUCGCCACCACCAUCAUCACCAUCACUCGACGCACCAGCAACAGCUGCAACACCAGCCACACCAUCAUCAACCGCAUCCACAUCGUCUGACACGCAGCGGACGUAAGCGAUGCAGCAUGGAGGCCACCGUGGAGGUGGAACAGCAGGAGCAGGGCCUGGCCAGUGGCGACACUAGUGCCGCAUCCUCGCUCUCCGACGAUGUAUCGAUUGCGAUGCGCAACACCACGGCCCGCCUCAAGUUCAAGAGCACCGAAAAUCUACUGCAUCGUCUAUUCGUGUGCAUUGCUGGCGUUGCCGAUCAGCUGCAGACGAACUUUGCCUCCGACUUGCGGCAGAUAUUGCGCAGCGUGUUUCUCAUGAAUAUGUCGUCCGUGGAGGAGGAGCAGAUCGAGAUACCGGAAAAGACAAAGGAGUCGGAGCUGUUCGAGUUCCGUGCCUCCGAAAACGAUGUGAUACAGGAGAGCGCCGGCUCCAAUCAAAGCAUUUACUCAGCCGAGGAGGUUAAUCCAGAGCUGGACAAUGUGUUCAGCGCUGGCUCCCGUCACUCUGCCGGCGCCACAAUGCAGCGCAACAACACCAUUGAUAAUCCGAGCAGCAGCAACACCAGCAGCAGUUCCCCCACGACUCGCAACCAUGUGACGCGCAGUCGAAGUCUGGGUGAUCAGGAAACUAUUGCCAGGAGCGUGCCAGCGCCUGUGCACCAGCAGGAGCAGGAGAUGCAACAGCAGCAGGAGCACCAGCAGCAGCAGCACCAGCAUCAAGUGCAGGUGCAACUGCAGCGUCAGCGCAACAAUUCCGUGGGCAGCAAUACCCCCUCCAGCGCCUCAUCGACCAGUUCCAGCUCCGAACAGAAUUCCCCCGUGAGCACACGAAACGGCAGCAGCCGUCGCCGCCUGCAGAGCAACAACGAAACGCAAAUGCCUUCGUCCACAUCGACAGCAACAGCCGCGGCAACACUUGCGCCGCCAGCCUGGAUACCCGAUGGCAAGGCGCCACGUUGCAUGUCCUGCCAGACGCCCUUCACUGCCUUCCGGCGCCGUCAUCACUGUCGCAACUGUGGCGGCGUUUUUUGCGGUGUCUGCUCGAAUGCGACCGCCCCACUGCCCAAAUACGGCCUCACGAAGGCAGUGCGCGUCUGUCGCGAGUGCUAUGUGCGCGAGGUCCAGGUCCGCUCCUCCUCCACCACCACCACAAGCGUCAGCGUCAAUGUUGGCGUUCAAAUGCAGAGCCAGGCUGGACGAGUGCAGACGGCGACCGCCUCUUAGGACCGGCCAUUGGCGCUUUGCGGCGCAGCUGAUGACCAAAAAAUAAGUGACGCGAGCGGACGACGGCGAGGACGAGGGCGAGAAGAUGGAAAAGCAAACUGUGAAACGCAAUUGUUCUUCAAAAAUUGUUUUCUUUAUUUGAUACGUAAUCCUAAACCUAAAUCCAUGCACAAAGCGAGAGCUUGCAUAAAUAGAUCGAUCAGAUAUAUAUACUAUAUAUAAAUGACUAUACAUAAUCAAUGAAUUAUGUAUAUAUA